This is a messenger RNA of Dipodomys spectabilis (banner-tailed kangaroo rat), 1474 nucleotides long. RefSeq names its product epithelial stromal interaction 1 (gene Epsti1). The transcript is spliced from 11 exons. Bases 124 to 978 code for a protein of 284 amino acids. The record is from RefSeq and is a predicted model, not a curated record. Lineage: Eukaryota; Metazoa; Chordata; Mammalia; Rodentia; Heteromyidae.
UCAGCUGUUAAAAACCGCUGCCCCUGCACUGUGGAAUCUCCAGAGUCAGAGCCUCCUGUCCUGAAUCCAUUCCUCCUGCAUUCCUCCUGCAGCGGCCACCACCUGGGACCAAGAGUCUGAACCAUGUAUACUCACAGCAAGGUGGUAGGCACCAGGUCCAACACUUCUAACGCCUCUGGAAACCCCAGUGAGCAGCAUGGGGGGCUGGACCCACUGCAAAGCCAGAAACAGGGUUUGGAGAGGGGCCCCCAGGGCCCUGCACUGAAGAGCUCAGGGCUUGUUGGCCAGAGGAGUGCAAACGCAUAUACCUUGAUAGCACCGAAUGAAAAACGGAGACAACAGAUACAAAGGAUUGCUGAGCAAGAGCUGGUGAACCUUGAGAAAUGGAAGCAGCAGAAUAGACCAAAACCAAUUCACUUGGUGCCACGGCGGCUGGGGGGAAACCAAUCAGAGUCUGAAGUGAGGAAGAAGCAACAACUCCAACUGAUGCAAUCUAAAUAUCAGCAAAAGCUAAAGAGAGAAGAAUCUUUAAGAAUCAAGAAAGAAGCUGAAGAAGCCGAGCUCCAAAAAAUGAAGGCCAUUCAGAGAGAGAAGAGCAAUAAACUAGAGGAGAAAAAGCGACUUCAAGAAGACCUCAGAAGAGAACGACUUAGAGACCACCAUCAAUCCAAAACUGCUGAAUUCUUGAGCAAGCUAGACACAGAACUGCCAAACAGAAGGACCUGUCAAACUACUUUCCAUGACCUGCAAUCUGCAACAUGGAAACUUCCAGUCCUGUCUAGGGAUCCCAACUGGAAUAAAUUACUGGAGCCUAAACGACAGCAGCAAGAGGAAGAAAGAGCCAAAAUCCAUCAAACUGAGCACAGGAGGGUAAAUAAUGCUUUUCUGGACCGACUCCAAGGCACAAGUCAACCAGGUGGCCUGGGGCAGUCUGGAGGCUAUUGCAAUAUGAAUAGUGCCAACAGCUGGGAUAUAUGAGAAAGAUUCGCUUCCAUCUAGCCGUGGACUCUGACCUUGACAAACCUCAUGAAAUGCUUUUCCUUACUCUGAUUUUGUUCAACUUCACAGUUUUUGCCUUAACAUCAACUGCCCACCCUCUCACCUGAGUAGUUAGAGAUGACCAACUUUCCCUGCCAUUAGUAAUGCAUGUCUGUAAGAGCUGAUUGCUAAACUCACAUUUAAUCUACUAUUAGCAAAAGCACACGUUGGUUUUCUAAUUGGUUUGACCUCCGAUGAGAAGAAUAAUUACAACAAUGUUAGUAUGACAGAAAAAGAGAAAAAUCACUCGGUACUUUUAGGUUAGAGAUAUGGGUGCUGUCUCAUGUCUCCUAAGUGACUAAUUCUUGCUAAUUCUCAGAUCAAGUUUGGGGAAGCUUUUGAGUUUUUAAAAGAUUUUAGUAUCUAUUCACUUACUAAAUUUCUCCUAUUUCUUAUAAACAGAUUGCUAAAUAAAGUUUGAAUUGCUUUGAAAUAA